AUGGAUUCAAAGGACAAGUCAAACAGACCAUCAAACACUGCGUUUAAGCAGCAGAGGAUGAAGGCGUGGGAGCCAAUCCUGACGCCAACGCCAGUUAUUAUCACGUUCAUUGUGAUCGGAGUUAUCUUCAUCCCGAUUGGAGCCGUGAUGAUCAGCGCAUCGAACAACGUCGUCGAGUCGACGCUACAGUACGACAAGAUUUGCCAGGUUGGCACUACAUGCAACUUCACCAUGUCGAUACCAAAGAAGAUGAAGGCACCCGUCUAUAUGUACUACAGGCUCGACAACUUCUACCAGAACCACCGUCGCUACGUCAAGUCGCGAAACGACGACCAGCUGCGCGGCCUCAGGGUGACCGAUUAUAAUAAGCUCAAGACAGACUGCGACCCAUACACGUCGGUGGACGGCACGCUCAAGACCGUCUACCUGCCCUGCGGUCUCAUUGCCAGAAGCAUGUUCAACGACACGUUCUCCCUGUCGCAGACGGACGGCUCCAUCAUCCCCUUAGUCAAGAAGGGCAUUGCCUGGUCGUCCGACGUCGACAAGAAGUUCAAGAACCCACCAGCCGAUGUCGAGGGUGUCAGAAUCAUCCAGGACUUUACCGACGAGGACUUUAUCGUCUGGAUGAGAACCGCCGGUCUCCCAGACUUUAGGAAACUGUACAGAAUCAUCAACCAAGACCUCCCAGCUGGAAAUGUCAACGUAUCCAUUGUUGCCAACUACCCUGUUGAGUCAUUCGAUGGAAAGAAGUAUGUUGUCCUCUCAACAGCCACUUGGAUCGGAGGCAAGAACCCAUUCUUGGGCUACGCCUAUAUUGUCGUUGGUGUAAUUUGUUUCUUCCAGGGCAUUGGUUUCUUGAUCAAGCAUAAGGUCGCACCAAGAAAGCUCGGUGAUACCAAGUACUUGGAAUGGAGUACUAAAUAA
Acytostelium subglobosum LB1 is the source of this 924-nucleotide messenger RNA. RefSeq lists its product as hypothetical. Gene Ontology annotation, cellular component: endoplasmic reticulum; plasma membrane; Golgi apparatus. Bases 1 to 924 code for a protein of 307 amino acids. The transcript has 2 exons. The record is from RefSeq and is a predicted model, not a curated record. NCBI's taxonomy places the organism in Eukaryota, Evosea, Eumycetozoa, Acytosteliales, Acytosteliaceae.